Molecule: messenger RNA, 585 nt
Organism: Stylophora pistillata
Lineage: Eukaryota; Metazoa; Cnidaria; Anthozoa; Scleractinia; Pocilloporidae
Molecular function (GO): zinc ion binding; nucleic acid binding
Source: RefSeq, a predicted model, not a curated record
AUGGCCAAAGACUGCUCUGCAGUCCGUUGUUUUAAUUGCGAAUGCCCCGGGCAUCGAGCUCAAGAAUGUAAAGACCCGCCAAGAUGUUCCGUUUGUUUAGUGGACAGUCAUUCCAUGCCUCAAUGCCCCUUCCUACUCUUCAGCGCGAACGUCGAUAACGAGCCUACGACGCCUACGCCACCUAAAACUGAAGAGGAAAAGAAACAAGAACAAAUCCGGCGUGCCAAAGAAAGAGAAGAAAGACAGAAAAAACUACAACAACAGAGAGAACAGCAACGACAACGAGAAGAACAGCGGAAACAACAAGAACAACAGAAGACCAGUGAGCGCGACGAAAGUAGAAAGGAGCGACCAAGAGAACGGAACGAUCGACAAGAACGAAGAGACAACCGGAGAGACGAUCGAGAAGAACGAAGAGACGACCGGAGAGAUGGCAGAAGAGAAAGAGAUAGAGACGAUCGAGAUUACUAUUAUCGCGGCCGGGAUGACCGCGAUAGUUCUUCCCGCCGUGACUACUCUUGCUCUGAAACUGAUGAUGACGGAUGGCAGAGAGUUAACACUAGGAGAAGGCGGUACAUAUAUUAA